Molecule: messenger RNA, 1443 nt
Organism: Linum tenue
Lineage: Eukaryota; Viridiplantae; Streptophyta; Magnoliopsida; Malpighiales; Linaceae
Source: the annotation of a GenBank genome assembly
AUGGAAACUGAAGUCCCGGGAGAUCACGAACACACAAGAGAAAGGAACAGUGACCAGAGGGGGGCCUGGCAGGGAGAAAAGGCUCGACUGUUUAGCGAAGUUCUGAAAGAUGAUGCAUGGUACGUAGCGGACUCGGACUCGGAAGACGUGUUCCAACGUGAACGGGAGGAGGAUGAGGAGGUGGAUGAAGGAACAGACGAUCCCCGCUGUCCCACUGUGUUGUUUACGGCUGCGCAAAAGAAUAAGUGGCGAAGAGAAUGGCGAUCGGCGCUGGUCGUACAGGGUUUGGGGAAGAAGGUCUCGUAUCUACCAUUGGCGAGACGGCUAAAUUAUCUUUGGGCCCGCCAUGGGGAUAUUCAAAUCUCGGAUAUGAAGAAUGGAUGUUUUUUGGUGCGGUUUCGAAAUAAACUCGACUAUGAGGGGGCUGCUGAAGGAGGACCUUGGCUACUAGGUGACACGUAUCUCACUGUACAUCGGUGGUACAAAGGUUUCAACCCCUGGAAGGCGACUGUGCAGUCCACUGCGGUGUGGGUUCAGCUCCCGGACCUCCCUAUUGAGUUCUUCAAUGCUGAGGCGGUUACUAUGAUAGCGGAGCUGAUUGGAAAACCAAUCAGGGUUGACCGAGCCACGGAGCUGGGUGCGCGUGGGAAUUAUGCAAGAGUAAGCGUUGAAGUUGAUCUAACGAAACCCCUUUUGGCGAAAUAUAAAGUGGAAGGGGUGGAGUAUCUCAUCCAGUAUGAAGGUUUAGAGAAUAUUUGUGGAGAAUGUGGAUUGUUUGGCCAAACAAUGACCCGUUGCUCGUGCUCAAAUAUGGGAGAAGAAACAGGCAAAUCCGGGGAGGAGAUGCCUCCCACUCAAUCAGAGCCCGCAGCAUCUCAGGCGGUGGGUCGAGUCUAUGGAGAAUGGAUGUCAGUUAAGCGCAAGUCGAGCUGGAACACUAAGAGAGGUGUAAGUGCGAGGAGGGAUAUUCAGGUUAGCCAUGGGGGCAACAAAGCUAAUAGCUUUGCGGCGCUAGCAGGGGAUGUUGAGGAGGAGAUACAAGACGAAGGAAGAGGUAAAAAUUCCUCGGAGAAGGAGUCACAGGCUAGCAAAAUAGAGAAAGCAAGGGAGAAUAUGACUGGAAGGAGUAGCAGUCCGCGAACUACCCAGGUUGGUGUUAAAACAGGAGGGAAUAAGAGCCAGAGUCUGAAACCAAUGCAGAACGUGCCUAAAGCAAAGGAGAAAGCUGGAGGGAAGGUUAGCUUGGUUGGACAGGGGGUGAAAAGGGGAGUGAACGAUGAGGCUAAUCGCCAUGCAAGCCAUGCAAAAGGGGUAAGCCAGAGUAGUGGAAGUAGAGGUGCGGGGAUAAGAAGUGCUAAUGAUGGAACUGAAGCAACGUCGACAAGUAAAGGUCAAGUGCUGAACGAGGGUGCGGGGAACCUAUCCCCUUCAGGUGAUCAAUGA